Molecule: messenger RNA, 1241 nt
Organism: Myotis davidii
Lineage: Eukaryota; Metazoa; Chordata; Mammalia; Chiroptera; Vespertilionidae
Product: carbonyl reductase [NADPH] 1
Molecular function (GO): carbonyl reductase (NADPH) activity
Source: RefSeq, a predicted model, not a curated record
AGGCUCCUUGGCCCCCAGUCCAGCACGCGCGCUGAUGCUCUGAGCCUCGCGGGAGCCCUGGUCGCAGCCGUUGGGCAUCCACAGCCCGCUCCGCUCUCCACACAAGUGCUUCUCGAGCCUCCUGCCCGGCCAUGUCGUCCUGCAGCCGCGUGGCCUUCGUGACCGGAGCCAACAAGGGCAUAGGCUUCCCCAUCGCGCGGCGGCAGCGGGACCUGUGCCGCCAGUUCUCGGGGGACGUGGUGCUCACGGCGCGGGACGCGGCGCGGGGCCGGGCGGCGGUGCAGCAGCUGCAGGCCGAGGGCCUGAGCCCGCGCUUCCACCAGCUGGACAUCGACGACCUGCACAGCGUCCGCGCCCUGCGCGACUUCCUGCGCAAGGAGUACGGGGGCCUGGACGUGCUGGUCAACAACGCGGGCAUCGCCUUCAAGGUGAAUGAUCCCACACCGUUUCAUAUUCAAGCAGAAGUGACGAUGAAAACAAACUUUUUUGGUACCCGAGAUGUCUGCACAGAGCUGCUGCCUCUCAUGAAACCGCAAGGCAGAGUGGUGAAUGUGUCGAGCAUGGAGAGUCUCAGAGCUCUGAAAAACUGCAGCCCGGAGCUGCAGCAGAAGUUCAGAAGCGACACCAUCAGUGAGGAGGAGCUGGUGGGGCUCAUGAACAAGUUCGUGGAAGAUACUCGAAACGGGGUGCAUCAGAGGGAGGGCUGGCCCAGCAGCACAUACGGCGUCACAAAAAUCGGCGUCACCGUCCUGUCCAGGAUCCACGCCAGGAACCUGAGUGCGCACAGGAGAGGGGACAAGAUCCUCCUGAAUGCCUGCUGCCCAGGGUGGGUGAGAACCGACCUGACUGGACCCCAGCCCAAAAGCCCAGAAGAGGGUGCAGAGACCCCUGUGUUCCUGGCCCUUUUGCCCUCAGAUGCUGAGGGGCCUCACGGACAGUUAGUUACAGAGAAAAAUGUUGUAAAAUGGUGAGCUCCACUCUAUGGGCCCUAUUAUGUUAUCUGUUCUGAAUAGGUCAAAAGGACACGUACACUGUCAAAUAAUUUCUAUCCAAAUAUAGUAUAUGUUAACCUAAGAAACAUUCAACCCUGAGAAUUUUUAUGAGUUCUUUUGAGCCAAAGUGUCGACAAAUGCUGGGAAGCAGAAUCUCAACAAAUUGAGGUCAUGCUCUGGAGAACACCGGAUUUGCGCCUUGUUUGAUACAUUACAAUCAAAAGAGGAGACAUAAGUGCUAGUAGGGUC